UCUAGCAUGUAUUUUGUUAUAGGUUUGUAGUUUAACAGUUUUAUAGAUAUUGGCAUUGCAAUUUAUUUUCUUAUAGAUUGUACUGUAAUGUGUUAGAAUUAAUAUGGUAUAUUUGACCCAGCAUUUGGGUAGAAUAUAUAACUAAUAUAUGUAUUAAGACAACCCAUAAUUGUAGUUAAUUUGACCCAGCAUUUGGGUAGAAUAUAACUAAUAUAUGUAGUUAAGACAACCCAUAAUUAUAGUUAAUUUGACCCAGCAUUUGGGUAGAUUAUUUUAACUCAUCUGGUGGGUUAAAAUGGACAACCCAUCUUGCUGGGUCAAAAUAACUACUGAUGGGCUGGUGCAAUAGUGACCCAGUGAUUGGGUUAAAAACAAAGCAAAUUGGGUUAUUUUAACCCAUCAUUUUUUAGUGUGUAGAACCAGCAUGGUCACUGAGCAGGUGAUUUUGUUAGCCAUUGUCAUUUUUCACACACAUUACAAAUGGGAAAUCAAAAACCCACUAAACGAAGAGUACAAGUGUCCAUUAUCACUGAUCCUCAUAUUACGCCAAAGAUGAACAUUGACCUUGUCUCCAACUUGUAGCAACAAGAUAGCACUGUUAGAGGCAGAGAGUGGGUGAUUUGGACUACUGCCGUACCAUGACACUUGGUGGUUUCCAUUGUGGUACAGACUACCACCACAUUCCUCACUGCCUCCCCAGCAGAAAGAAGUAAAUGUGAAAUAGAAGACUCCUCUCGCUGGCGCUGUAAAGUAACCUGCAUUUAACAAGCACAAAUAAAACAAAGCCGAAGUUGUAUUGAAAUGAAUUUGUUAGUUGUGAAAUAACAGUUACCAGUGAAGACAUAGCAUUACGGUACAGUGAAUACUGACCUGUAUGUUGGUUGUAAUGUCCUCCAACAUUGGACAGAACACGUUUGUACACCAGAGGGUGAAGAACAUUUACAGGACCAAUGGUUCCAUCUAAUGGCUGUGCAACAGAAAAUGCAACCUUGGACUGGCCUGAAAAAUGUUUAAAAAAAAACAACACAUGAACAAUUCUAGCCCUUCACUGAUUUUGACCAGUAUCAGACCAAUCUACUAUCAGCUCAGCCCAAGUAGUAGACCAAUAAUGGACACACAAAGCACUUUCAUGUUUAUCAAGAGAAUGAAUUCAACACUGCCUGUUCUUCAGAUUUUAAAAACAUAGAGUCUGUGCUCAUUGUGGAAUAAUUUAGUAUGGUAAAUUGAAUUACCUUGAUCCACUUUGGUUAGUUCAGUAACUGUCUUGUUUAGAGCAAAGAGAUUCUUCUCACUAGCCUCCAACUUUUUGUUGGUUUCCUCCAAUGCUCUCACUGUAGCUGAAAGCCUCUCUCGCAGAGCCCCCAGCUCCAUCAGUACCGAGUAGAUGGGUGGUUCACAGCUUUGGUUGACCGUUGUUGCACUCUUUGUCAAACCACUGUUGUCCUCUACCUUGGUGUCUGCUAGGUCCUCAUGUGUCAGGUCAUACAUGUGGAUCUCAUUGCCUUCACCUUUAGCCUGGCCUUCAGACAGACCUGCGAGCAAAUACAAAAGCAUCACAAUUGAUAGUCUCAUCAUUCUUAACCUUUGAGGCUUCAGCAUAUCUAAGACGGUGUGCCAACCAUGAACAGAGCUCGUUAUUUAUAAGAAAGCCCAGGUUAAUUAUUGUCCGUGCUUCAAGGAUAGUCUGUGUUGAACAAACACAGGUACAACAACAACAACAUAAAGUGAUAAUAUAUAGUGAUAAAGCACUGUAAUAAACUGUAUCUUGUUUUUGUUUGGCCUGCUGGCAGUUGUUUUAUGUUUGGCACUCAGUGAGACCAAACUUUAUCAAGGCCACUCAGUUUCCAACAGAAUCAGUACACUCCCAAAUCCAGAUCUGAAUCGCCACUAAAAUCUAAUCCUUUCUUCCUUGUGCCAUAACCUAAAGUAUCCAGAAAAUGUCAUCCAAAUCCAUUGCUGUUUAAGGUUUUGCUGCACACAGACAAACAAGAAAGCAAGUUAAAAUCCAUCUGCAAUUGCAUUUGUUGUCCUCUACCUUGGCAGGUCCUGGUCUACCAGGUCCUCACGGGUCAGCUCAGUGAUGUGGAACUGAUGUGGAACAUGACUUCACCUUCAGUCUGGCAUUCAGACAGACCUGCAAGUCUGUUGUCCUUUACGGUCCGCAUAUAUUCAUGGCAGAGCAAUAUGAUCGCCCGUAAAGUAAGGACCUUGUCUUCCCUAAAGAACACGUAAAAAGGUUAUUCUAAGGCUAAUUUGACCAAAUGUUCAUUUCAUUUUGAAAUCAUCUUUACAUCUUGAUAGCAACAACAAAACAAAGAUACACCCACCAUCUCAUUCGUUUAGGAUUAAAAGUUUGGAAUCCCUACUUUCCUGUACAACUUUAGCUGGUUUGUGUUGCUGUACACCUUUAACCACUCUUCAGUCAAAGUGGUAAAACUAGAUUCUUAGGUGGUACAUUUUAAUCUGGCUCCUUUAUUUCAUUUCACGUGUGAGGCGUUUUAUCUCCAUUUGUUUUCUUGAUAAACUUAACCAAGGAGCUUGUGCCAAGGUGCAACUGAUACUUAAUGUCUGUGGCCCAGUAGCUAUAAAUAGCUACUUGUUUGUGCAGUGAGUAAAGUUGUGUGGGGGGGAAAGAUAGGAUUUGAAGGAGAGAGAAAGAUUAUGAAAGGCAGAAAUAACAAAUGUGAAAAUAUGUAAUGAAUUCAAGGCAAAGGUAUAAGGGUUUUAACAGAUCAGCUAUCACCAGUGCCACAGAACUGUAAGUAGUAAAUCAAAGGGAAACUUAAGUUCUAGUUACUGACAUGGAGUUUACCAGGCGUUACUUGCCAAUGGAAUGGGAAGAGCGAUGGAGGAAAGAAAAGGAAAGGAGGAGAAGACUGACUGAAGAAGAAGGAAUAGAGCAGGACAACCGGGAGCUGAGGUGGAUUGUUGCUUACAAUGACUCCAGGAUGGGCCUUUUGAGUAGUAGGGGUAAGAAAGAAGAGACAGAGGUCCAAAUGAGUAGCAUGCAAGGAAUCACGCCGCAUACGAGUGAGGAAACAUUUGAGGAGAAAGAACACGUUGAUGAUAUCCAUGUUUACCACAGCGAAACAUCUUCUAAACAGAUAGUUAAGGCCCUGAAGGAACUCUGGGAUUCAUCUCUUCUCACAGACCUGACUCUGACCACUGACGACGGGAGUAGCUUCCAUGUGCAUUCCAUUAUCCUCGCUUCUAUCAGCUCCUUCAUCCUGGAGAAACUUGGGGAGAAAAAUGGAGAACAAUCACAAGGGGAUAAGGAUAUACAAAUAUAUGGGUGGUCACUUUCCCUGGGACCUGAGGUGGAUCGUGUCGGGAUUCAGGCAAUUGUGGGGUUUGCUUACAAAGGGGUUAUAUUUUCCUUAAACGAGAACAACAUGGCUCCGAUCAAGGCUGCAGCUCAACUACUGGGGGUCCCUAGACUGCUGGAUCUCUGCAACAAAGAGGAAAGGAUGAAGAAAAAUGGAACUACCGAGAUGGAAGAGAAAAAUAUUUCUGCUUUAGAAGAGAUGAAGAUAACUCUUAAGUCUGUUGAGCAACUGUGGGCAGACAGAGUGGGAUGUGAUGUGAUUUUGGAUGUGGAUGGCACUUUAUUUCAUGUUCACAAAGUUAUCCUGGCAGCAAACAGUGACUACUUCCGUAGCAUGUUCACCUGUGGAAUGAAGGAAUCCCUUCAGGUCUGUGUUUCCCUUCCAUUCCUGUUAGCAUCUGAAUUAGAGGCACUUAUCGACUACUCAUAUGGUGGGAACCUCUUACUCAACUGGAACUGUGUCUUUGAGAUUACCUGCACUGCCAUGCAGCUUCAGUUCCAACCGGCCCUCUCACUUUGCCUCGACUUCAUGCGUCAGGAAAUGGAAGCAAGAUCGUGCCUGGACAUUGCGUCUUUUGCUGAAGCGUAUGGGAUACCGGCACUCCUUGAAGAAGCUAAUGACUUUGUACUGAGGAACUUCUGGGAAGUGUCAUCCACAGAGAAGUUUCAAGACCUACCAACAGAGAAGCUUAUGGAUUUCCUCCGCUGUGAUGGUCUGUGUGUGCCCUCAGAGUUGGCUGUAUUUCGAGCUGUAAUCUCAUGGAUUGAAUCUGAUCCUGAGAAGAGAUUGGACCAGGCUGGCCAAUUGAUGACUGCAGUCCGGUUUCCCCUCAUGACAUUUCGAGAGUUCAGAGAGGUUAGGGCUAUUAACCUGCGACUGGAGUGCUUUGGAAACAAAGAUGUUGAACUCUAUAGUUCAGCACUGAAAGAAUUUGGUUUUAGCUUUUCACAAACCCUGGAUCAGUGGAGAAUCAGGCGACCCAAGGAUGCUCUGGUUCUGGUCGGGGGAGAUCAGCUGAAUCAAGAUAUGGGUCAGCAUAUACCAAGCAGGGAACUUUGGUUUGCAAACUCCCUACGCAGUGGUACAGGGUUGGUGAAGGAUAUCGAAUGGAGGAGUCUUGGGGAAAUGCCAGGCAGGCCUAGGUUCAGGCAUGGAGUUGCAGCAAUGGAUGGAAGGUUAUAUGUGUUUGGAGGAUGUCACUUCUAUGCCAAGGAUGACAUAAUGAAAUCUGCAUACAGUUAUGACCCAGUGCCGAACAGCUGGAAGAGACUGGCUGACAUGCAGGAGUUAAGAAGCAACUUCUCUGUCGUGGCACAUGGUGGCCGUUUCUACGCUAUUGGUGGAGAUAAAGAAAUCAACACCAACGUAGAUAGUGUUGAGAUGUACAACCCAGACACUGAUUCCUGGAGCUUUGUCAAGCCCCUAGACCAGACUCUGAGUGGGUUUGCUGCCACUGCUGUAGAUGGGAGAAUCUUCAUUUCCGGAGGUUUCGACUGUAAGUAUGUGUGUCUUGUUUCCAUGUUCCUGUACCACCCAGAGAGGGGAACCACUUACCUGGCGGACAUGGCCCAUGACCGGGCCCAGCAUUGCAUGGAGGCCCUGCGUGGCCACCUUUACGUCAGUGGUGGAGUAUGCAACCUCAGGACAUAUUACACUGAUCAACAAGCCUGUGAGGUUUAUGAUCCUGUGACUGAUAUCUGGACUGCUUUUGCUUCACUCCCUGUGCCCCAUGUGGGCGCAGCCUCAGCCAUCCUGGAAGAAAAGAUCUACAUAUUGGGUGGAUAUUGCCAGGAGGAUUACAGUGAGUCUGGAUUGGUCCACAGGUUUGAUACCAGCACACAGCGAUGGCAGACCAUGGGCAAACUUCCUUCAGCUGUUACUGACAUUAGGGCAUGUCUGCUCCGACUGCCUGAACACUUCAGGAACUAAGGCUACAUGCUCCUGCUCCAGAUACAUCUGCCAUCCACACUAUUAAGACAAAGAUGGCAGUAGUGUGGAUGGGCAAAAACUAAGACUUCCUGAUUGGCUCUUAUUGGCCUCAACCCAACUAUUAGCUGUAAACAAAAAGCUCAGUGCAGACUCACUUCGAGUUUCAGUUCCACGUCAGAGAGGUGGUAAUGAGAGCCUACCAGGAAGUGAAUGUGGGUAAGUGCUUCAUCCUUUUCAAAAGACUUAGUUUUUCCCCAUCCAGACGACUGAUUUCUUUGUCUUUGGAGCUUGGGGUAGUGUGGAUUGCAGAUGUAUCUGGUUCUCAAACUGUGGUACGUGAGCUUCCUUUGGUGGUACUUUAAAUCAGAAAUGCUGUUCUGCUGUAUAUACCAGGGUAUGUGAUCGGAGCAGAGCUGAGGAAUUUUGACCGGAGUGCAUAGAAAAUAAUACAAAUAAUAAUAAUUAGAGUCACCUUAUCUUUGGCUCCAUCUUAAUCUAAUAUUACUAUACCAGUGUGUGAAGAGUGCUAGGAAGAGGAGGAUGAGGAGUGAGCAAGUUAUCAUAUAUUUUAAGGUUGGUGAUAAUGGUGUUACUUCAAGAGCUCAAUAUAGGUUUGUGUGCUACUGUCAUAGAACAAGUCCUCAAUAAUAACAGUAUACACUGACCUGUCAUUUGUGUAGAUGAAUAGGAUGCCUAAUAAAGUGGCAGGAGUGUACAUUUGACAUUUUCAAAGAAGGUCUUCUUCAUACUUUGGUUGCAACGCACGCUCAUUUGAGUUCCUGUUGACUUUCUAUCACCUCAAAUCAAUUUGUUGCUGCUCACUGUUUUUUCCCCCCUCUAUUUCACACCAUUAUCUGUGAACCCUAGGUCAUGGUUAGGCGUGAAUAUCGCAGUAGAUCAGCAGUUUCCAAGCUUGUCACUUAACUCACCUUUCUCUCUCAUUCUGAUGCCCGGUUUGAUCAUCAGAAGUUUGUUGGAAGUUAAGGAAUACUAUCCGUAGUGCUCGUGUGCCAGGGCUCUUGUUCAAGGGCCUUUCCGCAUGGAGUUUGCAUGUUCUCACCCACAGUCCAAAAAACAUGCACAUUUGGGAUUUAGACAAAUUGGACACUCUAAAUUCACCAUGAGAGUGAAUGGUUGUUUGUCUCUAUGUGUCCCCUGUGAUGGACUGGCGAUCUGUCCAGGGUGUAAACCCGCCUUUUGCCCUUUGUCAGCUGAGAUUGGCACAGCGACCCUUAUGUCAUGGAUGGACUAGUUGAACCAGUGUACCUAAUAAAGUGUCCUGUGAGUGUA
Solea solea (common sole) is the source of this 6545-nucleotide messenger RNA. RefSeq names its product kelch-like protein 33. The coding region runs from base 2802 to 5255 and encodes 817 amino acids. The transcript has 4 exons. Gene Ontology annotation, molecular function: protein binding. Lineage: Eukaryota; Metazoa; Chordata; Actinopteri; Pleuronectiformes; Soleidae. The record is from RefSeq and is a predicted model, not a curated record.